GCUAAAGGACAAAACAGUCUCCAAAACCACUUUAGUUUGUUCAAUAUUUUUAGUCCGAAGGGCGAAGAAAAUAAAUGUAGUUUUAAUAAUUUUCCCAAAUUUCUCAAGUUUGUGGAAUCAUCUCUAUCUGGUAGACUUUAAAUUUACCUUUGUGCGGGUUACCUGUGUUGUUUAUACUGCAGGCUCACGUAGGAUGGCGGGAGGAUGAAAACAACGUGAACAACAUUUGAAGAUUCCCAGCCAUUUGUACGAUCAUCCAUGGCUAGCAGAAAGCGAAAACAAUGUCCCCCUCGAAGAUUGGACGAGUCCAAGAGAAAGCUGCAAGUUUGGGAUAUGACAGAUUUGAUAAAAAGCAACCGUGCUCGUCUAGAUGAGGAAUCGACUCUUCCAGCGCUUGGCUCAUUGGAGAACGAAAAUCUAAAAGGUUCAGUGAAAAAGAGAAAGAACAAUAGGUCAAGGUGGAGAAACGAAGAGGUUGAUGAUAAAGAAACGGAGUUAAAAGUACAGACAUAUCUCCCACAAUACUGGUACGGAAUAAUUGGGAAUUUUAAGGUCUCGUUUCGACGGGACAUAGACCUGACCAAGAGAAAUGGCUUCUUUAAUGACUUUGAUUAUAACGAUGAGUCGGGACGAAUUUAUAGCAAAGAGGCGAUAGAAAUCAAAGUGACAUUGGACCAUCUUGACAGUGUGAUUGAUACUGAACUGGGACAUGGAUGUCACCCUCAUGCCAGCACCUCUCAUGACAGGACCCUCCCAGAGUCCCUACAAAAAUUGUCCCUGAAGGGGAAUACUUUUAUUGAUGAGGGUAAUCUCGAGGCAGUGGCUUACUUGCAGCAAAAAGGACUGUUAAUUCUUGUUCUAAGCUCUGAGAAUUCCAUCUUUGAUGAAGAGUGGACAUUGAGUGUAUGUCUUUGUGAAGGAGCUUUGACAAAAUUAACAUUUGCCAGUCAAGACACGGCAAUGAGGAAGAUUGACAAAAUGAUUCAGAGACUGAUGUGCUGGUUUUAUAACUCAAACGAUGACGUAAAUAAUGAGGGAAAUAAUGGGAGAGAUGGCAAUCAAGACUAUGAUUGUCUUUAUGAAAACAUCAAGAAAAUCAGGGAACAAAAUAAAGCUGAAAUAGUUUUAUCAAACAAUGAAAAAAGGCAUCAGUCAUCCGGAUCCAGUAAUUCAGGAGUGUCUCCUGACAUUAACGACACUAUUUCUUACUCUUCAAAUCAUGGAGAAACCAUAGAAAUAGGUAAUGACAACUCCAAAGCUGAGCUCUCAUCGUGUCCCAAAGACAGUUCAGAAGGAGUUGAUACAAAUGAACCUGAGUGUUCUCAAAGCUCUACUAUCCUGUAUCAUAAAUCCAAGCACCCUCUUCAACACCCAAAGCUGCUGCCGACCUUGCGUCGGUAUCAGUGCCGAGCAGUGCAAUGGAUGGUUGACAAGGAGAUGGCAACAGGUGCUGUACCUGAUGUUAUUCACCCUCUCUGGAAAGAGUAUUGCACUCUAGAUGGGAAGGUCAUCUAUUACAAUAAAUACAAUGGAAGAUUGACAAGAGAGAAGUUCAUUGACCCUCCCCUCCCUACUGGGGGAAUUCUUGCAGAUGAGAUGGGACUGGGGAAGACGGUUGAAGUGUUAGCUUGUGUCCUGAAUAACCCCAUGAAAACAGACACACAAGGUGCUGUAGUGACGGUAGAUGGAAUGGGUAGAGCUUCAGUACAGCGAAACUCCUCACUGGAUGGGAAUGAAAAGGAAUUGACAGAUGACACAGAAAGCAGGACAAUGAUCAGAGAAACUGUCUGGAAUCAGUGUAGUCCAGAAGAAAUAGUCGACAAAGGACACGAUAGGCUUCUACAAUGUGGUACUUUAAAUACGGCACAAAAGAAACCAACAACAGAAAGCUAUGGUCAUGAUACUUUAACACAACAUCAACUGACAAAGGUGUUUGAGCAGAAUAUGCCAAGUGAUGUCAUGAAAGAAGAUAUAAAGAGUGACUCUCUUCUGGUUGGGGUUCCAGGACAUGCACCAAACAUAGAUAUGAAAUUUCAACAACAAAGCACUGUAAUACAAGGUAUGGAAGCCAUGGAGAGAGAGUCCAACCCUCUUGCAUGUAGAAUUCUUCAAAAUACUGAUUGUAAAAUAACCACAGGAGAUGGUGUUUUAAGGCAAGAUAAAGCAGACAGUAUAAUAAAAGAAGACAGGCAUGAUAAUUCUACUAAUUUUAAACCCACAGAGGGAAGAGCUACACAUAGCUGUGGUAUUAUUGAUGGUUCAAGUGUGAAAACAGAAGAGAAAGACUAUUCAAAGAUUUCACUGAUACAAAACAAAGACACUAAAAUCCAUAAUUCAGAACAUUAUAAGUCAAAGGAAAUAAUGUAUAUGGAUCAGUCUUCUUUUGGAACAUCUGAUAGCUAUAGUAAUGCAGCUCAAAGUGGACCAAAUUCCCAUGCCUAUUUUUCUCUAUCAAAAGAGAAAAGAAAUGCUAGUUCUACAGACAGCCCAGCCAUGGAAAUAUAUAAGAGAACAACUGCUGCAGACUAUGUUGUACAGACUAGUGAGCCAAAUGUGACAAGCACAAAAUUGACUGAUCAUGGACUUGCAUCUGACAAGAAAAGUAACUUGAUUGAUGGUGGGAACCGUAGACCAAGCAUGGAAUUAACGAAUGAAAGACUAAAGAAUCCAGCUAUAGGGAAGGUCACCACCCCUUGUAACAAGAAGAUAAACUGUCAAUGUAUUUGUGGCAGCAAUGAGGCCAGUUUGAAUGACAGUUUGCUUGAGUGUGGUGCUUGCCAUGUAAUGAUGCACUCUCAGUGCAUGGGACAUUUCGGCAGCAGGGCAGAGGAUUCAUUUGGGUUCUUUUGCCCAAGCUGUGCAACACUCAGGCCCCCUGUCCCAUCGGGUGCCACCCUGAUCAUCUCACCGGCAACAAUCUCUAGCCAAUGGGUUGAGGAGAUCCAGCGUCAUACGGCACCUGGAGCUGUUAGACUUUUGGUGUAUGAGGGGGUGUUGAAACAGGGCUUUAUUCAACCUGAGGUGCUUGGAGAUCAUGACAUCGUCCUCACGACAUACGCAACCCUAAGAGCUGACUUCUACCAUGUUGGCGUCAACAAAGGCAGUGCUGUUCGAUCUCGCAGACACAAGAGGAGAUACAUUGCACUUCCCAGUCCGCUGACCAUGGUCAAAUUUUGGAGGGUUUGUCUUGAUGAAGCACAGAUGGUUGAAACUACAACAGCUAGGGCUGCCGAAAUGGCAUUGAACCUGCAGUGCGUCCAUCGGUGGUGUGUGACAGGCACUCCCAUACAGAAAGAACUAGAGGGUGUGUAUACAAGUAGAUGCAUAGGACUAGAGGAUCUUUAUGGCCUCCUUCUGUUCCUUGGGUUUUACCCAUACUGCCAGAGGAUCUGGUGGAACAAGCUGCUUUUGCUGCCAUAUAUGGCUGGCCAUUGCAAACCCAUGGAGAAUGCUCUUGCACAAGUUUUAUGGAGGACUGCAAAGAAAGAUGUUUUGCAUGAGAUACAACUACCACCACAGACAGAACAUGUAAUCCCUUUGAAGUUCUCACCUGUAGAGCUGCACUUCUAUCAAAGACAACACGAGGAAUGUUCUUCAAUGGCUAGAAGGAUGCUGAGCCGAUGGAGCGAAUCUGAGACCAAGCUGAGUAGCAUAGACAAGAACACAGUGCAUGCAAUGUUGACACCCCUACUGCGCUUGCGUCAAGCCUGUUGUCAUCCCCAGGCAGUCCGAGGAGGCUUUCUUUCUGUACAGAAAAGCACACUAACAAUGGAUCAGUUGCUGGAAAGCUUGAUUGCAAGGACUAAACUUGAGUGCGAGGAGGCCCAUCGUCAACUGCUGUUUGCCAUCAAUGGCCUGGCAGGCAUUGAGAUUAUCAAAAAGCAGUGGCCAGAGGCAGUUGAGCGCUACCGUGAUGCCAUGCGUUCGUGGACAGAGCACGAAGACAAGUUCCGAACUGAUGCAUUACAGAAAUUGCACACACUUCACAAUCUCAUUGAGCUGCUCUCUGCUGACCACCCUGGAUGCUCACACACUCUACGGGAUGAUGAAAUAAAGUCAGAGGUUCAAUCUUUGAAGGAGGCCUACAUGGCAAAGUCUGCUGCUGCUGUGCAGACUGCUCUUGACAACUUGGCAUCUGCUGAGGAGGACGUGAAUGAUCUCAAAUCAAAAGUUAAUUUCCAGUCCCCCUGGUGGGUCCAUGCCAUUCGGAGAACACAGGAAUCCCGACACAGUGAGGAACUCUUGAAUAGAAUAAGAGAGGAAUUGUCGGGGACUGGAGCAGAGGGAGGCGGGCUACUAGACAGAGUAACGGAUCUACGUGGGUUGUUGUAUGUCCUUGCAUCUAAACUAGAUACCGUCGAGUCUACUCACAGUAACCUUGUGGCCUCACUGAAGCCGCUGUGCCCCCACCCCACCCCCGAGAUGGUGAGGUCUAGCGCGGAAUGCUGCUUGAGAGCAAAACCAGGGCAAAUGCACCACUCAACACGCUGCCGCUUCUGUGAGGUUGACGAUGUUUUCACCGAGUAUGAAUCACGACUUUUCGGACACCAGGGAAUGAAAGGCUUGGGCGAUCAGGAUCUGGAAGAGCACAGCAGUCUUGAUUGGCAUCGCCAUGGCAACACAGGAGGUCUGCGCGCAGAGACUGAGGCAGAGAAAGCGCUAAAAGCAGUAUUUGCAUUCAUCCGGGCUCAGCGGCUUGAACCCCACCUCCACCAAGAAGCUCGUCAUCAUCUCAUGUUCAUCGCAGAACGUCGCAAGGAAUUCAAGUUCCUGCGUGCCGCGUGGUUCGCCUUGCGUGAGCGUGUUUCGUCCCUCGACGAACUGGACAUGUGUACAACGCGCAUGCGCCUGGCGUUACCGGGAGAGACUGUAUCCGAAGACGAGAAACACGUGAUCUUUGAAGGACAGGUGGAGCCUCAGCGAAUGAAGUUCGUCUCUGAUCGCAUCGUUGCCAAGACAGAGCUGAGGAAAAAGCUUGGGCAGCUUUUGUACCUCAGCAACCUCGCUAAGACUCAAGCGUCCCAUAGCGGUGAAAAUCCCGACCCUUGCCCUGUGUGCACAAGACAACUCGGUAUUGAGUGGAGCGUGUUUUCAUGUGGGCACUGCUACUGUUGCGACUGUGUCUGGGUGCUCUUACGUCAAGCUGGAAUAGGGCCCCGUAACAGGGACGUGCACGUUAAGUGCCCUUUGUGCCGAGUGCCCACCCUAGCGCGGGAGAUCUCCUACGUCACUACGUCUAGCGGGAAUCACCACGGUAACCACAGGAUACCCGUCAAGGGAAGCCACUCUACAAAAGUAGAAGCGGUUGUACGUGCGUUACUCGGAAUACGAGCCGAGGAUAAUUCUGCGAAAUGCCUCGUUUUUUCAACGUGGCAAGACGUCCUCGAUGUGAUCGCCAAAGCGCUGGCUGAGAACGAUGUAUACUUUCGCCACAUCACCACGUCACGAAAGCUACCGGAGGAUCUUCACGCGUUCAAGGUAGAUCCAGACAUCUCUGUCUUACUACUUCCGCUACAGUCAGGGUCAAACGGAUUGAACAUCAUCGAAGCUACGCAUGUGCUGCUGGUGGAACCCGCAUUGAACCCGGCACAUGAACUGCAGGCGCUUGGACGAGUCCACCGCAUAGGACAAACCAAGCCCACUCACGUCUACCGAUUCAUCAUCCAAGGCACCGUGGAGUCCCGGAUGUACACCUUGCUGAAGGGCAAAGCCUGCUCAAAUGUCAGACCAGGCACCCGUGACACGGAGAACGCCUCUCUCACAAUAGGCGACCUGACGUCCCUCUUCACGCCAGCCAAUCAGCAAGACCAGUUACCAGGCUUCCCUGGUCAGAGCGAGUAGAUAGAGGACUGGCGCCAAUCAGCGCGACCAGGGUUUUCCAGGUCAGCGAGAAGAUGAUGGAAUGGCUAUAAGCAGCACGACCAGUUUUUAGGCUUCCCCGGUCAGUGCAGGUAGAUAGAAGACUGGCACUCAUCAGCGCGACCAGUUACCAGGCUUUCCCGGCCAGAGCUAGUAGGUUGCGAACUGCCUUGAGGUAUUGACAACAGUCAAGCAACGUGACCAGUUAUCAGGUUUUCCUGGUAAAAGAUAGUAAAUGGAAGACUAUGCAAUCUUUGCAUAAUUUUUACAUAAAUUGGAAUGAAUAAUUGCAAAUUUAUUGUUUUAAAAGGCUACUUCCCUUUUAUUCAAGUCGCUUAAAAUUUGCGAUUCAUUUUUAAUUACUUCUACAUCGUUGCAGUUUCAAUUGAAAAAAGGUAUUAAUAUAUAUAAUACGAAUGAAUAAAAAAUUGAAAGUUUACACUAGAA
Messenger RNA from Nematostella vectensis (starlet sea anemone), 6306 nucleotides. RefSeq names its product E3 ubiquitin-protein ligase SHPRH. Bases 259 to 5841 code for a protein of 1860 amino acids. Gene Ontology annotation, molecular function: ATP binding; ubiquitin protein ligase activity; ATP-dependent chromatin remodeler activity. Gene Ontology annotation, biological process: DNA damage response; protein polyubiquitination. Lineage: Eukaryota; Metazoa; Cnidaria; Anthozoa; Actiniaria; Edwardsiidae. The record is from RefSeq and is a predicted model, not a curated record. Gene Ontology annotation, cellular component: nucleus. The transcript is spliced from 31 exons.